CUCCCGUCCACGUCAUCAUGGACACAUUUUAACCAGCAUGCAUCACGAUUUAGGCAGCGCUGCGUGAUCUUGAACUCGCCUAUUGACGCAAUCGAACCAUGACGUAUGUGGAGCUCGCGGAGGUUUACCAUGGCUUCCAUUUCUGGUGUUCUACAAGCCACCAUGACAGUGGUUCUGAUCCUGGCUGGAUUCAUAGUUCUGUUUUUAAUGUACUACAAGUCAUCUCCAUCUCCGAAAUGUUACCCUCGUCCGGCUCACCCAGGGCAGCUGAAAAAACCUGUACUGCUGCUGUGGUUCUGGCCUGAAAACAAAAGGUUUGAUUUUAAGGACUGUAAGACGCUCUUCAAUAUUGACAGCUGCCACCUCACCGAUAACAGAGCUUUAUACUCCACAGCUCGAGAAGUCUUGAUAUUUCAUAAAGCUAUUAAAGACGACCUGUCCAACCUUCCCAGCUCACCCAGAGCCAAAUUUCAGAGGUGGAUCUGGUUUAACAUGGACUCACCCACCAACACACGCCAGAUAAAAGGCAUUGAAGGCCUUUUUAAUUUAACUUUGAGCUAUAGGAAGGAUUCCGAUAUCCAAGUACGUUGGAAACUGGGUACUGAGAAGGCCAGCGGAGACUUUGUGCUGCCCAAGAAGGAGCGAUCGGUUUGUUGGAUCGUGGAAAGCAGUGAGCUGCUAAAUAAAUCAGAUGAUAGGUUCAACUACUACAGAGAGCUUGAAAAGCACAUUAAGGUGGACAUCUUUGACAGCUCAUCUGACGAGUUAGUGAACGGUGAAAACUAUUUCCAGACUAUAAGCAGCUGCAAAUUCUAUCUCUCCUUUGAAGAUUCCAUUCACAAAGAUUACAUCACAGAAAAGUUCAACGGGCCUCUUGCAGUCGGCACCGUGCCGAUAGUUUUGGGCCCGCCGAGAAUGAACUAUGAGGAUUUUGCCCCAGGAAAUGCCUUCAUUCAUGUCAAUGACUUUCCUGAUGCUGCAGCACUGGCGGAGUUCAUCCAGAAGCUGGACGGAGACAAUGAGGCUUAUAUGAGAUACUUUGACUGGCGGCAGUUCUACACGCCCAGACGUCAUCUCACCGACCAGCACCAGUUUGCACUCGCUAUCUGCCAGGCCUGUCGUCACGUGGCCUUGCAUAGGGUGUACAGAGUUGUUAAAGAUGUGCACAAGUGGUUCUUUGAGUGAUGCUUUUAAAUUAGAAUUGUGCUAUGAAGAGAAAUCCUCUUUUAUUGUUCUUGUACAUUGGACUGUGUCCAGUUUAUGUGAUGGAGUUUAUGUCCAGUACUUCCUUUAAACACCUGUUGUAGAUAUUAAUUCAUGUCUUCUUUGUGGUUUGUAACCACACAUCUGAAAUACAUUAAAUAAUUAACUGAAGAAGAUGGAUGGUGAUGUAAAUAUAUUUGGGUGAUUCCAGCCAAAAUCUGUUAUAAAUCUUUAAAGGGAUUAUUUUAUUUUUUCAAGUAGAUGUAAAAGUUUUGCUUUACUUACAGCUUGUAUUUAAAAUGAUUAUGAAGCUACUUAAUGUGUAUGUCACAGAGUUUGGUCAUUUCAGAGUCAGUUUUACCAGAUACCAUGAGAAGUAAGUUCAUCGUGUAUUUGAGUGAAUGUCUUUUAACAUCACCUCACUUGUUCUUGUGUAUUAUAUUAUUAUAUAUUGUAUCUAUAAUGGAUUAUAAUGGAUCAAUUCUAUGUUUAUACUUGUACUUUACCUGCGUAUUUCACUGCUGUACUAACUGUAGUCACUAGAUACUGUGCAGCCUUCAACUGAAAUGUAUUUAAUUGAACUUACAUGGUGAAUAAAUGUAUUUUAUCAACUUUAUUCUUAUUAAAAUCUAUUUAAUCAUCGGUACAGUUUACUACAUGUGACAAUUAAGUUUAUAUUUCAUGGAUACCUCAAUAUCUUCUACCUGGUUAGUCCUGCUUCAUUUGUCAUUUUUAGG
Molecule: messenger RNA, 1940 nt
Organism: Acanthopagrus latus (yellowfin seabream)
Lineage: Eukaryota; Metazoa; Chordata; Actinopteri; Spariformes; Sparidae
Product: 4-galactosyl-N-acetylglucosaminide 3-alpha-L-fucosyltransferase 9-like
Exons: 2
Coding region: 106-1185 (359 amino acids)
Cellular component (GO): membrane
Molecular function (GO): alpha-(1->3)-fucosyltransferase activity
Source: RefSeq, a predicted model, not a curated record